Messenger RNA from Malania oleifera, 1406 nucleotides. RefSeq lists its product as uncharacterized. Gene Ontology annotation, biological process: termination of RNA polymerase II transcription. Gene Ontology annotation, molecular function: RNA polymerase II CTD heptapeptide repeat phosphatase activity. NCBI's taxonomy places the organism in Eukaryota, Viridiplantae, Streptophyta, Magnoliopsida, Santalales, Ximeniaceae. The transcript has 6 exons. The record is from RefSeq and is a predicted model, not a curated record. The coding region runs from base 626 to 1207 and encodes 193 amino acids. Gene Ontology annotation, cellular component: mRNA cleavage and polyadenylation specificity factor complex; nucleus.
UAAAGUAAUUUAUAAUAUUAAAAUUGGAAAAACCCCUGUCCUUCUCUCAACCUCACACGACCGGACCACCGUCUCUUCCUCCUUUCCCGUUUCCUCUCACAACGGCAGACCAGUGAACAGGCCAGACCCAUCUCUCUGCGACACAGCACGGGCAGCAUUUGCCACAUAGCAUAUUGGCGCCUCUCUCUCUCGCCGAGAACCACCACGUGCCACCAUCACCCCGGUGCUCCGCCGUGUGAACGAAGAUCUUCACAGGCCAGGGGUUCAAUGAAGCUCUUGGUAGAUGCAGUACGCUGACGGCUGAACAGAACCACCGCAGCUGGCGCAGUGUAGUGCCGCACUUCUUGCUUUUGUCCCUUUCCUUUCUAGUCUCAAGACUCCAGGAGUCUGAGUCGUCGAGGCUCUGGACCCAAACAAACGUGGAAUAAAAUGCUGUGGGCAUCACUUUAUUGGAUGUGUUGAAAGAUGCCAUGAACAUAAUGCUUCCUUCGAAUUGAGAAAUCUGCACUUCUUGUUGUUACUUCUCUUCUUGCAACUCAACUAUUAGAAUCCUAAUCUCCUCCUCCUCCUCCUCCUCCUCCUCCUCCUCCUCCAUCUUCUUCUUCAGGUCUGUGUAUCUAAAAGCAUGACUCUUCGAUAUGCCAUGGUAUGUUCGUCAAAUCAGAACCGUAGUAUGGAGGCUCACUUUCUCCUCAAGAAAGAGGGCUUCGAUGUGUCCUCAUAUGGAACAGGUGCACAUGUUAAGCUUCCCGGUCCUUCCCUUAGAGAACCCAAUGUUUAUGAGUUUGGAACACCAUACAGGCAGAUGUUGGAAGAUCUUAGGCGUAAAGACCCUGAGCUCUAUAGGCGUAAUGGAAUCUUGCCAAUGCUUAAAAGAAAUAUAUCUGUCAAAACUGCUCCCCAACGCUGGCAAGAGAAUGCUGCUGAUGGCUCCUUUGAUGUUGUAUUUACAUUUGAGGAAAAGGUUUUUGAUAUCGUCAUUGAAGAUCUUAACAAUCGGGAUCAUGUUCUUAUGAAGAGUGUGUUGGUGAUCAACUUGGAUGUUAAAGAUAACCACGAAGAGGCAGCCGCUGGCGCUUUGGUUGCUCUAGAUUUGUGCCGAGAUCUUGAGGCAAACAAAUCAUGGGAGGACUCAGUUGACGAGAUUGCAGCUGCCUUUGAGAGGAAGUACCGGCGAAAGAUUUUGUACAGUAUCUCCUUCUAUUGAAGACAUCUUGAAUGUUGAGGAAUAACGACUGAAAAUUUUCACGAUUCAAUGCAUCUCCUUGCUAGUUAUUAUUGCCUCAUUUCAUAGGUCUGCUCAGUUCAUGUUUGCUCGCUACAAUGAUUCGAGUGGUGGAUUUGAACGGGAGAGAAAUUAAUGUAUAAAUUAAAUCAAUGUCAAAAUGUGAUAAUUUUUGUUUGAA